Molecule: messenger RNA, 882 nt
Organism: Sodiomyces alkalinus F11
Lineage: Eukaryota; Fungi; Ascomycota; Sordariomycetes; Glomerellales; Plectosphaerellaceae
Exons: 2
Coding region: 1-882 (293 amino acids)
Biological process (GO): peptidyl-lysine dimethylation
Molecular function (GO): protein-lysine N-methyltransferase activity
Source: RefSeq, a predicted model, not a curated record
AUGAACCUCGUCGACAGAAUCUCCUUAACCGGUCCUCCUGUGUCCUCCCCCGAGGAUAUCUUAUCUACCGCCCUAUCUACUCUCGACCCCAACGACCAGCUUAAUCUUCCCAAGCCCUUGCAUUUCGAACUUGCCGAUCCUGCUGGAGAAGCGGACCGGAAGCUGUUCAGCCAUUAUCUCUGGAAUCCAUCUCUCCUGCUGGCCGAGCUCAUCGAAGCGGGGAGCCUGGGCCUCGACGCGCCCGCCAGUGGCAAGGGUGUCCUGUCACCGGAGCCAUACCAUUUCAAUGUUCGCGCCCAACACACCAUAGAGCUCGGCGCCGGAACCGCGCUACCGAGCAUCAUGGCCGGCCUGCUAGGUGCCAGCAGGGUUGUCAUCACCGACUACCCCGCCCUGACUGUUCUAACCACGCUAAACGGAAACGUGGCUCGGAAUGUUACCGCCACCAGCUCGCUGCUUGGUAAGGUAACUGACCAAAUUAUCAUCGAGGGCCAUGCCUGGGGCGACUUGGACAACAGUGACUUUGCCGGUACCAACCGCCACGCCUUCGACAGCAUUUUUGUUGCCGAUUGUCUGUGGAUGCCAUGGCAACAAGCUAACCUCCUCGCAUCUAUUUGCUGGUUUCUGGCGCCAUCGUCCAAUGCCAGGGUCUGGGUUGUGGCCGGCUUCCACACGGGGCGAGGUAAGGUGCGCGGUUUUUUUUACACAGCCCAGUUGGGCCCUGUGGGUCUGGAAGUGGAAAGAAUAUGGGAGCGAGAUGUUCUCGGUGCCGAAAGGGAGUGGAAUCCUGAUAGACGAGUUGAUAACUUUAGCGGCGAGAGGCGGUGGCUUGUGGUCGCUGUGCUGAAGCGCAAGGCCGAAGACGGUCAAGAAGGGCCGUGA